AUGGCGUCCAAGUUCCCAGGAGAAAGAGAUGAAAAGGCCAAGCUACACACUAGAAAAGGUCAUGACAUGACAUGGUCAUGUGACAAACACGGGGACCCAAUCAAAUUUUACUGCAAAGAACACAAAAUCCCCGUUUGUCAUCCAUGCGCUACUAAAGAGCAUUGCCACAAACCAUGUGAGCUAGACGACAUCGAGGAUGUCAUCUUGGAGAGGAGGAGGAAACUGGAUGACAAGCAGCAAGAGAUAGAGGAAAUGAAAAAACAAUUGAAAACGCUUGACUCUAAACUAGAGUUCACUGUAACCUCUGCAAGUAACCAUUUUCAAUCAGUCAACGAUGAACUUCAGGUGGCAUUCGAUGACAAAUUAAAGAUUGUGAAAGACAAGGAGAAACGAUCGAUUCGUUCGAUCGACGAGGAGGCGGAUAAAGAAAUACAAAUAAUUAACGAAAAGAGGGAAAGGCGGAUCAAAUCAUGUCAAGAAGAAGCAGAACAACAACAACGACCCAUCAGAGAAAGCCUAGCCAAAGUCGAAUCAGAAACAAAGGCAAUCAGCGAGGUGGUUGCUAAAAGGGUAAAAUAUAUCACAAGUAAUAGUCAGCAUGCAAUCAGCACUAUGGAUAAUGCUGACGCUAAGAUCAAACGAAUCAAACAAGAUGACAAAACAUUGGUGAAUGAAGCUCUGCAAGUACUUGCAUCCCUAGAUGACAUUUUGAAUUUGAAAGAUGUUAGCGACUGUCUUGACGGAAUACAGCGCGAGGUUCAGAAAGUAAAGUUUUUCGAUGGUGAGGUAGGCGGGGAACACUACGGGAGAAUUGACGGCUUUAUCGGUAAAUGGGAGCUUGUCAAGUCAAUUCAGAUUCCAUCGAUUGUUAAUGACCCUUUGGUGCGUGGUUUGAUCAGUGACGAUGAGAUAUGUGUGCGGGACGUAAUGAAUGAUAACAUGUAUGUUACAAAUAUCAGAACUGAAAACACACAGAAAGUCAUUGGAGGAGAUCGUAGCAUGUAUAUUACGUCAUGCGCCCCCAUAGACAGCAACGUAAUAGUAUGUGGUAAGGGGGGACGAGGCCGCACGGGUGGAACAUCCGAUGGAGGCAUCACUCUCUAUGACAGGCAAUGGAAGGUGAUUAGAGACAUCAGCAUGCCGAGGAAUAACCGCUCUGAUACUACUAGUGUGCACAUUGAUGUUGACAGGGAUGGGAUGAUCCUCGCUGCUCUGUACAAUCAGUCUAAUAUCUACGUCAUCAAUCCUGCUGAUGGUAAGAUAGUAAACACUAUUACGAAGCAGGGCAAGAAGUUGGUGGGUAGUAAGAUACAAGCCUUGUCAUCAGGUGAUAUCAUUAUGACGACAGUCGAGUGUAGUGAAUUCACUGUCAUCUCACGAUCAGGUGAAGCGAAAGUUGUCUUAAACUCUGAUGAGUGGUUCCAGCCACGGUGUCACUUUGACAAACUGACAGACACACUCUACAUCACAUACGUGGAUAGAAAGCGUAAUAGCUUCGCAGUUGAUCAGGUGUCAUGUGAUGGCAUCAUCCAGGCAAGGAGGAUCGUGGAAUACGCGGAAUCAGUCCGGAACGUCAACCUGUACACCAACCCAUGCCUUGUAACUCAUUCUGGUAACCUUGUAGCUUGUGACAGUGACAAGCUUUUUGUGUACAAGAAGAGAUUUAUUGUAUGA
This is a messenger RNA of Strongylocentrotus purpuratus (purple sea urchin), 1674 nucleotides long. RefSeq lists its product as uncharacterized. The transcript has a single exon. The record is from RefSeq and is a predicted model, not a curated record. Gene Ontology annotation, molecular function: ubiquitin-protein transferase activity; protein binding. Gene Ontology annotation, cellular component: nucleoplasm; chromatin. NCBI's taxonomy places the organism in Eukaryota, Metazoa, Echinodermata, Echinoidea, Camarodonta, Strongylocentrotidae. The coding region runs from base 1 to 1674 and encodes 557 amino acids. Gene Ontology annotation, biological process: positive regulation of DNA-templated transcription.